GUACAAACACAACGAACCAACUUCGAUAUUAAUGUUUGCUUCCAGAGUACAUGCAAAAAAAAAAAGAAAGAAGAAGUUUCACAAAACACCGUUUGUAUACAUAAGUCUAUCAAAGUUCGGGUUUUCAAAUAUUGUGGAUUUAUACAUAUGCUUCAAUGUAUAAUAUUUACGCGAAAACAUGUUUGACUGAAAGUUAACGUCAAAAUCCUCGGCGCCAUUUUACUGCUGGGACACAAACAGGAAGAGGAGUGUACUGUGUUAGCUUGACGUUUUGACUGUUUAUAAAAAUAUAUAGGUUUUUAGCUAGCUAGCCCAAAUGAAUAUCCUCUGUUAAUUGUAGGAAACGUUUUCUUCAACAGCUGUUGCAUAUUGAUGUGAACCGUGUACAAAAACCGGAGCUAUGAACGGAAGUUCGAAUCCGCUAUUAGAUAAAGAAGAACAUGUUUUGAAGCUUGGCGAGAGUUUUCAAAAACGGCCCAAAUCGUCAUUCCACACCAUCAGAUAUGAUUUUAAACCUGCUUCCAUUGACACUACCUGUCAAGGGGAGUUACAGGUUGGAAAAGGAGAUGAAGUCACCAUCACCUUACCUCAUAUUCCAGGCUCGACUCCUCCAAUGACGGUAUUCAAAGGUAAUAAAAGGCCGUAUCAAAAAGACUGUGUUCUUAUCAUGAACCACGACACAGGGGAGUUUAUGCUGGAGAAGCUGAGCAGCAGUAUACAAGUCAAGAAAACAAGAGCGGAAGGUAGCAGUAAAAUCCAGGCAAGGAUUGAACAGCAGUCGGUGCGUGCAACACAGCCUCCCUCACAGUUCCGAGCCCCCACCAAACCAGGAGUGGGAGCAAAAACUUCCCCGUCCAAGGAUAAUCCCUCCCCAGAGCCUCAACUGGAUGAUAUCAAGAGAGAGCUGCGAGCGGAGGUGGAGAUCAUUGAGCAGAUGAGCAGUAGCAGCGGCAGUAGCUCCUCAGACUCAGCCAGCUCCUCAGGCAGUGGAGACGACAGCUCCAGCAGCGAGGGGGAGCAGGAGCCUGCUCACCUGCACACAUCACCCAACCGCAACUCUGCUACCAACGGCAUUGACAGGUCGCAGGGCAGCAACCAGCUGAUGAGCACGCUCAGAAAUGACCUUCAGCUGAGUGAAUCAGGCAGUGACAGUGAUGAUGACUGAGUCCAGGACGCUCCCUCAAACUGAUCAGAAACGCACGUUACCGUUCAAAAUUUGGGGUUGCCUUGUCUUGUGCUGUUUCUGAUUUAAUAUUUAAUUUUCUCUGUUUGUAAUCUAACAUAUGUGGUCAAAACGUAGUAGUGUAGUAAUUACAGCAUUUUUAAUAUGUUGUCCCCCAUUUCAAUGUUUGAGACAAAUUAACAUAAAGGCUCAUCUUUUGUAUUUGGUUGGAUAUUAUUUGCAUGCCACAACUUCCCGAUGGCUGUAACCUAAUUUCCUAUUGUACACAGUGGAAAAAAAUAUUCAGUUUUAUUUAUUCUGUCUCAAGCAUUGAAAUGAGGGACUACAUAUAAAAAGUGCUGUAAUUACUACAUGUAUAAACAUACCCUGUAAUAAAUGCUUUCAGUCUGAUUACAAACAGAGAAAAUAAAAUAUUAAAUCAGAAAAAGAAGAAAAAGACGAGGUGACCUCAAACUUUGAACGGUGGUGUAGAUAAACCCAGCCUGAUUUUACCAUAUUUAUUAAUAUUGCUGGAAAGUUGCCCAACGUUGAGGUAUUUAGAUUGUAUUUUUUUAGCUGUAUAUUUUGUAUUGUAUCAGUUUUGUCCUUCCAUGGGAAAAAUUGUAGAUUUCAUAUUCACAUAUGCUGUGUUUAGAGCCACCUAUUGGAUCACCCUGUUUUAUCAUUAUUAGCAGUAUAUCCUAAUUAACUAGGAGAGUUUCUCAUACUCAAUUUACCCCAUUCACCUGCAAUUCAGAAGAAAUGGCUAGAUCUUAUGCAUUAUACAGUACUAUGUAAAAGUCUUUGGCACCUUCAAUUUUUAAUACAAUUUAAUCUAAGACAUUUGGUCUUAGAUUAUAUAUUUAGUUUUUUAUGUUUUCUGUAUUAGUGUGCAGAGCAAAUUAUAUUUAUAUAUAUGCAUGUCCAAACAUUUCUGAGAAUCCAAAUCCAGAAAAUAUUUUGUAUUUCAUUAAUUAAAAUAACAUAUUGAGUAAUAGACCAGAAACAAGCGAGACAAAGUCUGCAGAAGAACUGUGGCAAGCUCUCUGAACAACCUAAAAGCCGCUGUUCUUAUGUGGGGCAGUGUACCGAAGAGAAUUGAUGCAGUUUUAAAGGUCACAGCAAAUAUUGAUUUAAUUUAGUUUUUAACUGUUUAGUGUUAUUUAUACAGCAUUUCCAGAUAUUUAGAAACUUUUAAUUUCAUUGUUUUUGAAAACAUCUUCACUUUACAGAAAGAAAAAAAAAGAAGUGUUAUGUGCCUAAGACUUUUGCACAUUACUGUUGUUCUAAAAGCCUGAUAUUUAAUUUAGUUUAGUUGUAUCGAAGCACUUACUUAGUCUACACCUUACAUGUAUUUUGUUGAAUUAUAUUUUUAAGGUUUUAUCACUUUUAUUGAAGCAAUGCUGCCUGGCAUGAUGGCUAAAACCAUAGUGUGUAAAAGAAAAUACUCUUAACUGAGGAUUGUUUGACUCAAGGCAGUAGUGACCACACUAUUAUGCUCUUUGUAUUGCUCAUUACAAUGACAGGCAAGUUUGUUCCUUUCUGUAUUCUCUAUCGUUCAGAUUUAUACAGACAUGGUUGUCUCACAGGUCUUCAAGACCAAAAUGAUGCAUUUGUAGUUAAGUGAUAGUUAACCCUUGGCUACAGCAAUUUAAUCAUAUGGAUUAUUUUUAUUCUCAGCAAUAGUAUGUAUAACAUUUCAUACUUAUUUCCCUUGUAUCACACUCCUCACUCGGAUAUGUGGGUCCUUAUGAUUUGUUACUGUGUUUAUAUCAACUCAUUUUUCACAAUUUCAAUUCUACAUAUGGUAGUUUUCUAUUGUUCCAAAGACUGGAGAAGCACCAAAGCAACCAAUACAAUUAUACAGUUUCAAAUGUUGAAUACGUAGUUAACAAUGUGGCACAUUUACACUCAGUGAGCACUUUAUUAGGUAUUUAUUAGACUUAUUUUUUUAGACAUUUUAGGUCUUCUGCUGCUGUAGGCUAUCCACUUAGAGGUUUGAUGCAUUGUGUGUUCAGAGAUACUCUUCUGCAUACCACUGUUGUGUGAUUAUUUGUGUUACUGUCAACUUCCUGUCAGCUUUGUGACUUCCUGUCAGCCCUUCUCCUCUGACCUCUCAUUAACAAUGCAUUUUUGCCUGCCUGCUCAUGUUUUUUGUUUUUCACACCAUUCUCUGCAAACUCUAGAGGCUGUUGAAAUGCGUGAAAAUCCCAGGAAAUACUCAAACCACCCAGCCUGGCACCAACAAUUAUACCUAGAUCAAAAUCACUGAGAUCACAUUUUUGAAUAUUAAUUUAACAUUAACUAAAGCUCCUGACCUGUAUUUGCAUGAUUUUAUGCAAUAAGUAGGUGUACAGGUGUUCCUAAUAAAGUGCUCAGUGAGUGUAUAUCAGUGCUUAACAUGCCUGCUUCAUAGUCUUGAAUGCUUAGGUAGCCCAGGGCAUUACUUCUGUCAGUGGCGAGCAUGUCUUGAUGGUAAUCAAAUCUAUUUUCCUUAGUCUCAGAUUUGUAUCAUAUCUGCUACCUCCAGCUCCCCAACUUUAGCUUUGUAACAAUAUUUAUUUUGCUGUGUUAAUUUCUCAUUUGGGAUGUUAAAGUGUUUUGUUGUAUUUUCAUGCAUUGCAUUGAAAUAUUAAAUGUUACCAACCUGUUUAAUCUUCA
Messenger RNA from Conger conger (European conger), 3823 nucleotides. It is a transcript of the gene eaf1, whose product is annotated as ELL associated factor 1. The coding region runs from base 401 to 1165 and encodes 254 amino acids. Gene Ontology annotation, biological process: regulation of transcription elongation by RNA polymerase II; positive regulation of DNA-templated transcription. Gene Ontology annotation, molecular function: transcription elongation factor activity. NCBI's taxonomy places the organism in Eukaryota, Metazoa, Chordata, Actinopteri, Anguilliformes, Congridae. The transcript is spliced from 6 exons. The record is from RefSeq and is a predicted model, not a curated record. Gene Ontology annotation, cellular component: super elongation complex.